This is a messenger RNA of Morchella importuna, 2664 nucleotides long. RefSeq lists its product as uncharacterized. Gene Ontology annotation, molecular function: DNA binding; DNA ligase (ATP) activity; ATP binding. Gene Ontology annotation, biological process: DNA recombination; mitochondrial DNA repair; lagging strand elongation. Lineage: Eukaryota; Fungi; Ascomycota; Pezizomycetes; Pezizales; Morchellaceae. The record is from RefSeq and is a predicted model, not a curated record. The coding region runs from base 1 to 2664 and encodes 887 amino acids. Gene Ontology annotation, cellular component: DNA ligase III-XRCC1 complex. The transcript has 7 exons.
AUGGCCAGCUCAAGUAAACGCAGGAAAAAGAGCUCUCCCGUGACCUCGCAACAGUCCAGAAACCUUGACUUCUUUUUUGGCAAACAACGACAAGCCGCCGCACAGCCAAAGGCAGUCGUCGAUGGAGCUUCAGAAGGCCUAACAGACGAGGAAUACGCACGAAAGUUGGCCGAGCAAUGGGCUAAAGAAGAUGAAACCCGUGGCAGUAACGCUGGCCCAAGUAAUACAACAGUAACCGGGGUAAAAAAACGGAAGUUGAGCUCCUCUAAGGCUACAGAAAUAAGUGGCGUGGAGCAGCAGCAGCAGCCGCAGUUAUCCGCAACUGGUGGCGACAGCCAGAAAGCAAGGGAAAUACCGCCAUCGCUACCACAACUGGUGGGAACCGGCAAGCAAGCCGUCCUCAGUGUCCCACCUGCUCCGAAGAAAACAGCAGCCUCAGAGAGCGAUACUCUGGUCGAGGAGAUGCCGUUCGACACGGAUCCGCUCCAAUUUGACCCGGAUAUCUAUGGGAGCCUUGUUGCAAAGUGGCCCAAUGGGAAGGCGCCCUAUGGGCUUUUAACCAGAGCCUUUGUAUUGGUCAACUCAACAAGGUCGAGAAUUAGGAUUGUGGAUACGUUGGCGAACCUCAUUAGGACACUGAUAAGACUGGAUCCUGAUAGUUUGCUCGACGCUGUCUGGUUGACGACAAAUGAUAUUGGGCCAUCGUACGAGACUAAUGAAUUGGGUCUUGGAGGGUCAAUCAUUAGUAAGGCGCUCACUAAGACAAGCGGUAUUACACCCGCCGCGUUGAAGAAGUUGUAUAACAAACAUGGUGAUCCUGGGGAUGUUGCGUUUGAGGCAAAGGUGAAGCAAAUAGUUCUGAUGUUGAAAAAACCCACACCGCUGACGAUCAAGAAUGUCUACGCAACAAUCACAAAAAUUGCGUUGACCUCUGGAAAAGGCUCGCAAGAAAGCAAACAGCGUCAUGUAGAACGACUUCUAGUCGAUGCUAAGGGAGAAGAGAUACGUUAUCUCACACGCACUCUGAUACAGCACUUACGUAUCGGUGCUGUCAAGACCACGAUGCUAAUAGCUCUUUCGCGUGCGUUUUUGCUCUCUGCACCCGAUGGUGCAGGGUGGAAAUGCUCAGAGAUCCCGCAGGAUAAGGAAGGGCGGCAAGAGGCUUUCAGUAAGGCUGAGGAAAUUUUAAAGCAGUGCUUUGCUAGGAGACCAAAUUAUAAUGACAUCGUUCCUGCUCUGCUGAGAGGAGGUAUCGGUGUACUGCAAGCUGAGUGCGGAAUGGCUAUCCAUGUGCCGUUGAAGCCAAUGUUGGGUAGUAUUACGAGGGACCUGGAAGAUAUGAUGGUGAAGCUCCAGGGUAGGGCGUUUAGCUGCGAGUUUAAGUACGAUGGGCAGCGGGCACAGAUUCACUGUGACUCUGACGGGAAGGUGUCGAUAUUUAGUAGGCAUCUUGAACUGAUGACUUCGAAGUAUCCGGAUCUUGUAGAGCUUGUGCCAAAGAUUAGAGGCGAUGGCGUUGAGUCCUUCAUCAUGGAAGGUGAGGUCGUGGCAAUUGAUUCGCAAACGGGGAACAUUCAGCCCUUCCAGACGUUGGCGGGGAGGGAGAAAAAGAAUGUGGAGUUUAGGAGCAUCAGCGUUCAUGUGUGUUUAUUUGCGUUUGAUUUGAUGUAUCUGAAUGGGGAGGAAUUGCUCUCAAAGCCGUUUCGAGAACGGCGGGAAUUGAUGAAAAGCAUGUUUAUUGAGAUACCCAGAAGGUUCAUCUGGGUCAAGAGCCUAGACGCAACAUCUGCCGACGUGGAUUUAGUACGGGGAUUCUUCAGGUCUUCACUAGAGUCUAGAUGUGAGGGGAUCAUGGUGAAAGUUUUGGAUAAUAAAGCGUCACAAACAUUGUCACCCGAAGAAGAGGAAGAAUCCAUGGAGGAAGAACGCGUGCCAGUUUCGAAAGGCAAAGGCAAAGGUAAAGGUAAAAGCAAAGAAAAUGAAAAAGAAGGAGGAGAGAAAAGCGAAAGAGAAAAGGGUGGCUGGAGGAAAGCCUUGCUAGCAACUUAUGAGCCAGACAAAAGGCUAGAGUCUUGGUUGAAAGUAAAGAAGGACUACGAUUCUUCUGCCGACACACUGGACCUUGUACCCAUAGCUGCCUGGCACGGUAACGGAAGAAAGUCUAAAUGGUGGUCACCAAUACUCCUUGCCGUCCGCAAUCCCGAUACCGGCACUUUCGAGGCAGUAUGCAAGUGCAUGUCCGGCUUCACCGACAAAUACUACGCAGAAAUGAAAGAAUUCUACAACGAUGAUGAAUCCGAAGAAAACAAUAUAAACACCUCGAAGAGCAAAAAGGCGUACUACGAAACUUCCCUAAGCCCUGCGGUGUGGUUUGAACCGAAAGAGGUGUGGGAGAUUGCGUUUGCGGACAUCACAUUAAGCCCGACGUACUCUGCGGCCAUGGGAUUGGUGAGUGAGGAGAGAGGGCUCAGUCUGAGGUUUCCAAGAUUCUUGAGGAAGAGGAGUGAUAAAAGCAUCGAAGAGGCUAGUACACCCCAGUUUUUAGCUGAUUUGUAUUUCAAGCAGGAACAGGGUGGGAAAAAGAAAGCGGAUAUUCCUGAAGAUGAGGCAGAAGGAGAUGACGUAGAUGAUAGCCAAGAAGAACCAGAGGCUACAGAAGCUUAG